AUGAAGGCGAGCUUUCCUGCAAUCUUCGUCGCGAUUUCCCUAGCCGUGGUCCCUACCUCUGUCGCUCAAUCGACGACAUCCUUUGCUCCAGUAAAGACGCUGCCUUAUGAAUUCACGCUGGCCGCCCUGAACACGACCCUUCCAAAUGCCAACGACACCGGCGUGCCUCUUGUCCUUGGUGACGAAUAUUUCCUUCCUGGUUCGGCAUUGUACAUAACGUCGACCUACGCGUCCUGGCCUUACAAGGAGAACAACAACAGUCUCGGGCUUGUCAGCGGCGCGAUGCGCGGCUAUGACCCGGAAGGUGCGUGGACAGUCAACGCAUCGCUAGUUGUUUCGGGGUACGCAAUGACAUGGCUCGGUUCCUAUAUGGGCUCCCCCGAGACAGAUCAGUUCACUGCUAUUCAUGCCGCGCGAGGACACAAAUACGCAUCGCUCGCCGCGCAUGGGCAAGAUGCCCUUUGGUCACUGUGCCCGACUGGGAACAAGGACGGGAAGAAUGAGGUGUUUUACAACAUCUCGUCGGCAACCUCACACUCUUCCGUCGUGGUCAAGGACUGCUACAAGGUCACCUUGCAGAUCAUACCCGUGCGCCAUUGAGAAUUCGGGGCGGUCGGGGCGUGGCGCAUAAUGUAGCUCAGCAACUCGGACACGACUUACUUCUUGCUUA
Messenger RNA from Schizophyllum commune H4-8, 670 nucleotides. RefSeq lists its product as uncharacterized. The record is from RefSeq and is a predicted model, not a curated record. NCBI's taxonomy places the organism in Eukaryota, Fungi, Basidiomycota, Agaricomycetes, Agaricales, Schizophyllaceae. The coding region runs from base 1 to 600 and encodes 199 amino acids. The transcript is spliced from 5 exons.